This is a messenger RNA of Suillus plorans, 1321 nucleotides long. RefSeq lists its product as uncharacterized. The record is from RefSeq and is a predicted model, not a curated record. The coding region runs from base 318 to 1259 and encodes 313 amino acids. The transcript has 14 exons. Lineage: Eukaryota; Fungi; Basidiomycota; Agaricomycetes; Boletales; Suillaceae.
CGAGGGGCUCGUCGCCGAGGAGCAGACCCGCUUCAUGUGGACUUGCUGUGUUUUCCAUGUCUGACUAGCAUCAUCCCGACAGAAUGUGAAAGCAUCCCCAAGCCGAGAUCAGGGGUGCCAAUGCCGAUCGGGAUGGAAGAUCUCUUCGAUGUGUUCAAACACUCCGCCCACGUGGACUGUUUUGCAAAUUCAUCGCCGAUACUAGCAUGUAACCCUCUUUUCGGUCAAAAAAAGCGUCGAAGGUGAUAUAUCUAUCACAAACGCCAUUUGCCGUACUCCACCAAGUUCGUCGCUCCCUCACACCGGUCUACAACAGAAUGACUUUAAUCUCAAAUGAUCCCAGUUGGUGGCCUUCUAUCAAUGCGAGUCACAUUACUAGUUGUUUUGCAGUUGCUUCCUCUGCCAUGUUGAUGUAUGAUUGGGCACUGACAUUCGGACAAGAGGUCGAACUAAUCUGGAGGCAACGCUGGUCCCUGAUGACUUUUCUAUAUCUCAGUGUGCGCUAUGUUGGAAUAAUUCAUGCCGUUAUCAACAUGCUUAUGAGUCUUCCUAUCUUGGUGACAGAUGCAGUAAGUCAGAUUAUGUACGUUGCACUAUAUUGGAUAGGCGUAACCGUAUUUACAAUGCUGGGCGUCAUCAUGAUUGCUCGGUUGCACGCCAUGUAUCAGCAUUCCAGAACGGUGCUGAUAAUUCUGCUUAUCGCCUUCCUAGCUGUUGCUGUUGUCAAUAUAGUGGUAGCCGCAAUAACGAUGAAGCAUUUUUCAGGGGAAGAGCUUGUUCUCUCCGGGACCUAUCAGUGCGCUAUUAAAUUCGAGGGAGACGCGGUCCUUCUGGGUUCCAUAUCUUGGAUAAUCAGCACUGCAUGGGAGGCCCUCACGCUGUGUCUUGCCGUCCGGAUCGCUGUAAAGCACUCCCGUGAACUACAAAGACAUUCGGCAGGACAGAUUAUAAAGGACUGUUUUACGGUAUUGUUGAAAACUCACGUAGGUUCCUUUGCGAGCAUGCUUCCUGCUGCUUGCUUGAAGCUCGGUUAUAUGUCGCCAACGAUAUCAGCAGACAAAUACUCCCCCGAAACUCGGAUUUAUCUUGGUUUUCUUCAAAUUUUCACGCUUGCUCAGAUGUUUGUGCUGGGACCACGCCUGAUCCUUAGUGUUCGAGAAUAUCAUACUAGGCUCAUGGCCCAUUCAGAUGCAGGUCCCAGCAUGAUUCCAAUGUCUUUCCAGGAGCGCGUGCAUAUAUCAACUGGCGGUGGUGUGUAGCACGGGAAAUACUCGAUAUGAUCUGUACUUGCGGGCUAUUCUGCAGGAAGCGGGAAGGUUUA